This is a messenger RNA of Melampsora larici-populina 98AG31, 1449 nucleotides long. RefSeq lists its product as uncharacterized. The transcript has 7 exons. The record is from RefSeq and is a predicted model, not a curated record. Lineage: Eukaryota; Fungi; Basidiomycota; Pucciniomycetes; Pucciniales; Melampsoraceae. The coding region runs from base 1 to 1449 and encodes 482 amino acids.
AUGCCUACUGUGAAUGCUACUGAAAACAUGAUACGAACAUGCUCGGGUCUAGAGGUCUUAGUCAUUUGUUAUUCAGUUGAUAAGAAUGAGCAUCAACUCAUGAACUACAACAUCUUCCCUAAUCCAAUGAACCCCCAGCAAAUUGCGCUCGAAGUCCAACGUGGAGCCGAGCGGGCUGGUCACGCCUAUCGAUCGUUCAGCCAAGGUACACCUAUCCCUUCCUCUGUAACCGAGUCUGAUGGCUUUGGUGAAGGACCACUCUACACUUGGCCCGACAUCAUUCCAGAUGGUCUUUAUGUCUCGCAACUGAAGAUCAAGACCAAGGCAAACGAGAUUGAUCUGUGCUCUUCCAGCACCGUUGCAUCUGCGACCCCAAACCCGUUCGAUUACGCGGAAGACAGCCCUUCCAAAACUCCAGGUGGUCAACCCAAGGUUCCCAAUGGUCCCAUGGGUCCCAUGCGUCUCCUCGCAGUCUCAUACACCUCAUAUUUAUUAAAAGGCACCGAUUUAUCCAAGGGGUCAUCUAGACCUAAAAAACCGGUUUAUAGUUCAAUCCCCCUUCCUUGCGCCAAGAUUCUUUUUGAUAUCACCUCUUUCAAAUGGCAGAGCUUGAAGAAAAUCAUCUGGUCAUUAGCCAGUGAAAUCGACCCAACUGACGAUGAACUCAAGGGGAACGCCGCAAUUCUCAAAGCCGCCAAUGCCAGUAACCAGGUGCUCAUUAUGGGUUACAUAGCAAAACACACCACUUACGCCAAAGGACUCAAAAAGGUAUUAGAUUCCGAUCAGACUCUUGAAUCUUUUUAUCAAGCUGUCGAGGCGUCACCAGGCACCGACGCCGGAUUCACAAUUAUCAUGGAAAAUCCCACCAAAGCGGCUCAAGAAGCAGCUGAUAGUCUCACCAAGAAGCAAGGCCGCCUCCAAGCCCAAAAUCACAUCGAUAAUGUGCCCACCAGUACCUCUGCCCUUGCUCGCUUAGCACCGGUCGAUUGCAACAAAGAACAACUCACCGCUUUACAGCUUCACCUUGGCUCUUUCAAAAACCACAACCACGAGGGUUGGCGUAUCUUCAAUAAGGACGACCUGUCCUUAAAGAUGGAAUUGAACUUCCGUAACUUGAUUGUUUGGGCCAAAGAAUUGACUUUGACACCCUUCAACGCAUCCUUCCACACCUGCCUCCGCGACUACUUGAACUUUUGCGACCUUGAUGAAGAAGUCAUGGACGACAUCGAAUCGAUCUUAUUAGCCAACAAGAUCACUCGGUUCCACCGGUUCCUUUUCCCUGAUGUCUUGAAUGCCAAGAACAUUGAGUCUUGGGGGAUCUCCUGGGGUCACACGAUGGAGCUUAUGACUCAUGCCCGUCGAUUUUAUAUAGUUCAAGUUGAUGCCGAUGAGCAACGUCGAACCAAGGGCAAGGGACGAGCAAUUUUCCCCAAUUCUGACGAAAUCUGA